CUUUGACCCCGCCCUUUGAAAUCACGACACACUUCCCCAGUCCACGUUUCCCACCUCUGUGCUGCGCUGAGGGGAUCUGCCAAGCGUGUCCUCUGACAAAAUGACUCCUGCAGUACAUUUUAUGGUUGCUUUCCUAAUAUAUCCCUGUUUCAGCACAAUAGAAUAUUCUAGGAGAAACGUGUCUUGCAGCGACAUAAAAAUACAAGGUGGCUUCAAUUUCUCACACGGGUGCCCCGUUGGAGCGGAGGUUUUCGUUUCUGACAAUGAGAUUCUUAUUGCUAAAGCUGAACUUGGCAAACCGUAUGAGCUUUUACGUGAAGUGGUCAUGGACAACAAUUCAGUUAUAACAAAAGAAUGCAGAGCCCUGAAAAUAAAAUGCAUUAUUCCUCAUGGUAUCUAUUUAGAAGAGACCCGAUUGAUUCUUCAACCGAUUGAGGGAAUUAAGAAACCUGAUCCAGAUGCCUCAUCAUCCGAGAGGCUCAGCAGUGGGGGGAACUUGGUUUGGAGUAAGUGUUCCAUAGUCUUUUUCAGUGUGAUAUUCGGGAUCAUUGGGAUCAUUGGGAUCAUUGGGAUCAUUGUUCUUUAUUGCCGUUACCUCUCUUGGAAAAGGGAAAUGAAUGUCACGAGGCGGCGAGAAGCAGCUACCUUCUGUGGGUUUUGUACAGACCUGGUGACUCACUGUGCUCUCAGGAAGCAGAUUUCCUGUACAGGGUGUUCGGAGACAGGAGAAACUAGCUCGGCUGAAGUGCAGUCUGCCCCUGAGCCUCAUGGAAGUGGUGAAAAUGAUGUGGAGCAAGACGUUCACAGUAUUGUUUCAGGGUCUGACUGCAAGACUCCUCAUACCCGUAGUCUGGACCGCAACUCUAGCAACGGGGGAAUCUGCCCAACCAACGACGCUGGCAUAAUCGCCCUUGAUGACAACAGAGCCCAUUACCAUCGAGCCAUGAACAGGAAACUGAGAGAUGAUCCAGGAGGAGCCUGUUAUGUCACGGGACAAGAAUUUGUGAGAGCCGACUUCCGAGGUUCUGACGUGACAGGUGAAGCCGUACCUUUGGUGGACAUGGGCGGCUUGGUCCAAGACCAGGUCAGCAGGUGCUUUGUUGCAUUGGACACUGAUGUGGAGUCAAGGCCCAAGAUGAAGAAUGUUGGAAAUAACUGAUUGAUAUAAUCAACAACACUAAUAAUGAUGAUGAUAAUGGUGAUAAUAAUAAUAAUAAUAAUAGCCUAUAUUAUAUAUACAACAGUAAGUUUUCUCACAGUCAGGUUUGGGUACAUUUACUGGCAGUUCCUUUCAGAUGAAGCCAAGAACGUUUGUGUAAAUUACAGCAUAGCGUGAUCGAUGCAAUGAAAGACACUGGUCUCAUAAAAUAAUAACAAUAAUGAUAAUGGGAGCUUUAUUAUUGAGAGUAUUAAAUGCUUGGCUUGUUGAAAGGAUGGGUGGACCAUCAGAAAAUGUACCCAAUGCACAGCUGUGAGACAACUUAAUAUUAAUAUACUCAUAACAGAUAUGUAAAAUGUACACUAUUAUUAAAUGUUUAUAAAGCAGCCAAUAUAAAUAUUAUAUAAAAUGUUCCAUUUCAGGGAAUGAAACAGAAUACAAUACAUAUUCCAUAUGGUUUUCUUUUCAUUUUGAAUUUAUACCACGUUUUGCUUCAUUCCAUUAUUGCUGCGAAGUCUGACAUCAUGUUUAUUCUUAUAACCUGAUUCAUAAACAUAGCCCUUUUUUUGCCAUGUUAAAUGUUGGUUAGUCACGGUGCCCGCAUUAGUGAAUUUAGAGUUCUUGUGAUUCUGUGUUUUAGUUUUACUGUCUAUAUACUUUCGAUUGCUUUUAAUUGAUCAGUUUCAAUAUAUUAUAAUGGCAUUAAGUAUAUUAAAGUAUUGAAAUUUGUUGCCAUUGAUUUUACAAUGAUUUCAUUGCCUGUUUCCUUCGGUCCUGGCUUUUGAAUUAUUGAAGGCAAUACAACACUUGGAGUAUCACAUUCACACCACAUGGGGGCAGUAAUUAGUCAUGUCCUACAACAGUGGGGGACACUGUGGCGACAUGAUUAGGCCUACCUGUGUUGAAUAAUGCAGACGCAAUUAACGCGUAUUUAUUCCAGACAGCAGAAGCUUCAAAAUGCCUGAUUGUACAAACAUCUACAAAAUGCAUACCUUAUUUUUAUGUACUGUAUUUUUAUGAUCAAUCAUCGUUGGUGGAACUUAAAAGGCUUUUGUUUCAAUAAAUCAAUGCACGCUUAUGAUACUG
Molecule: messenger RNA, 2245 nt
Organism: Scophthalmus maximus (turbot)
Lineage: Eukaryota; Metazoa; Chordata; Actinopteri; Pleuronectiformes; Scophthalmidae
Exons: 13
Coding region: 101-1159 (352 amino acids)
Source: RefSeq, a predicted model, not a curated record